Terrapene triunguis (Three-toed box turtle) is the source of this 2486-nucleotide messenger RNA. RefSeq names its product cholinergic receptor muscarinic 1 (gene CHRM1). NCBI's taxonomy places the organism in Eukaryota, Metazoa, Chordata, Testudines, Emydidae. Gene Ontology annotation, cellular component: plasma membrane; synapse; dendrite. The record is from RefSeq and is a predicted model, not a curated record. The coding region runs from base 634 to 2265 and encodes 543 amino acids. Gene Ontology annotation, molecular function: G protein-coupled acetylcholine receptor activity; G protein-coupled serotonin receptor activity. The transcript has 5 exons. Gene Ontology annotation, biological process: saliva secretion; cognition; adenylate cyclase-inhibiting G protein-coupled acetylcholine receptor signaling pathway.
ACCUCCUUCCCUCCUGCCUGGGCAAAAAUUGGAUUAAAGACGAGAGAAGCAAAGCCACACGGGGAUGGAGCGCAGAAGGUUAUAAAGUUACGCUAGUCUUUGGAGAAGGACAAUGCAGGUUAUUCUCCAUAUGGAACUCACUCAGCUGUCUCUGUUAACCGACACUCGGAAUCAGAAACAAGGACAAGAAACAGGUUUCUCUCUUUCUUAGGAAUCCCGGUUAUUAAACGUGCCAAGAAUUCAUCAGUUAUUUCCAGGCAUCUGGUGUUUGGUUGCAUGGAGGGGUGUGUCUCCCCAUGAGAAUAUUUGCAUUUCCCCCUGUUUGCACAACUCCACCUCCAUGUGCAUGUACAUGUGCACAUGCAUAUAUGCAUUUCCCAUUUCCCAGCCUGAAUUGGGCAUUAUUCACACAGAAGCUGAACAACUUCACAGAUCAGCUCCGGUGGCCUCCAAAAUGUGACGUCUUAGAUGUGUCAGUGCCCCACUACCAUGGCAACAUCAUUGGACUGGAGAAGGGACAUGAAGUUUCAAAGAAACAAUCUUGAUAGCAAGGAGGCCUCCCCAGACUGAAGACCCCUGCUCACCUUUCUUCUUCCAGCCAAGGGGCUUUGAAUUGGAGUGGUGGGACCCCCAAUGUCAUCCCAGUAUGCUAUUCUGGGAGAGGUGAGACCCCACCCCAGCACCAUGAACCUUUCUAAUGUCCCACCAGGCCUCAAUGGCUCCCAGGGAGGCCCCGGGCCUAUCCUGUAUGGGGGCCAUUCUUUGUGGCAGGUGGUGUUGAUUGUGCUGAUGACUGGGAUCCUCUCACUGGUCACAGUGGUGGGCAACCUGCUUGUGAUGGUCUCCUUCAAAGUCAACAGCGAAUUGAAGACAGUCAACAACUACUUCCUACUCAGCCUGGCCUGUGCUGACCUCAUCAUUGGGGCAGUGUCUAUGAACCUCUACACCACCUACAUCAUCAUGGGCCACUGGGCCCUCGGCAACGUGGCCUGCGACCUCUGGCUGGCCCUUGACUAUGUAGCCAGCAAUGCUUCAGUCAUGAACCUCCUGAUCAUCAGCUUUGACCGCUACUUCUCUGUCACACGGCCCUUGACCUACCGGGCCAAGAGAACGCCCAAGAGGGCGGCCAUCAUGAUCGGCCUAGCUUGGGCCAUCUCCUUCAUCCUUUGGGCACCCGCCAUCUUGUUCUGGCAGUACUUUGUUGGGGAGCGGACAGUGCCCUCAGGAAACUGCCAUCUCCAGUUCCUCUCUCAGCCUAUCAUUACUUUUGGCACGGCCAUUGCAGCCUUCUACCUGCCGGUCACCAUCAUGAUCAUUCUCUACUGGAGGAUCUACCGGGAGACUGAGAACAGGGCCAGGGAACUGGCUUGCCUGCAAGGCUCAGAGAGCAAGAGCAUUGUCAGGCCACCCCCCAACAACGGGCCUAAAGGAGGUGGCGUAGGCAGCAACAGCAGCUCCGAGCGGUUGCAACCCAUCAAGGUUUCUUCUGCUGUGGCAAAAGCCCACACACAGGCCUGCUGCUUCCCCAGUUGGAAGAAGGCCAGACUAUAUGUGGAGCAGAGCAGCAAUGGGAGCUGGAUCAAUACAGAGGAGGAGGAAGAGGAGGACGGCUCCCCUGAUUCCUUGACAUCGUCUGAGGGAGAGGAGCAGCCCUUUGAGGUUCAGAGUGUCUGCUCGGUGGUGAUCCGGCUGCCUAUGAUUGGCAGUGUAGCGCAGCCACCACUGCCAACACAGAAGCCAACCCGGGACCGGGAGAAGCUGGCUGGAGGGCCAUGGGCAGGAAGGAAUGGCUUGUGCAGGAUCCUAGCCCAGUCUCCUGCUGCCCCCGAGUCCCCCAACAUGGCCAAGAAGCCGUCAAACAAAAAGAUAUCACCAAUGAAGGAGAAGGGGGCGUUGACUGCCAAAAGCCAUCUGCGGAAGAGAAGCAAACAGCUCUCCCAGCGGAAGACCCUCUCCCUGAUCAAGGAGAAGAAAGCAGCCCGAACACUGAGCGCCAUCCUGCUGGCCUUCAUCCUCACCUGGACACCCUAUAACAUCAUGGUGCUGGUGUCCACCUUCUGCCAGGACUGCGUUCCUAACAGCCUCUGGAAGCUGGGCUACUGGCUUUGCUAUGUCAACAGCACUGUCAAUCCCAUGUGCUAUGCCCUGUGCAAUAAGUCUUUUCGCAAUACGUUUAAGAUGCUGCUGCUGUGCCGCUGGGACAAGAGGAGGUGGGGGAAGAUGCCCAAGCACGUGGUGGCCUUCCACAGGGCUCCAGCACACUGAGCAGGCGUGGGGUGAAUUCCAGAAUGAUUAAAUCCUGGGCUGGGAUGAAGAAUGUCAGGCAAACUGCACUGCAGCGGAAGAAUGGGACCUGGCUGUGAUGCCAGAAGGGGAAUUCUUCCGAGACGAUCAUGAACCCAGCCUUUGGGGUCUGGGUGAGGAUACAGCCGGCAGGUGCCGGAACACCAUGCACCAUUUAUUAUUGUAAUCUUGAACUCAUUGUC